GUGGUCUUCCUCUUGGCCAGCGGAGACAUCGCCGCAGUUUCUCCGGGAUUCGCGUCGCCCUGCCGGGAUUCCGAAGGAGAAGAGGCCUUUCGAGGGGAAUUGUGGAGUUCCAGGGAUUGGAUCUGGAGAAUAAAUGCUGAAAGCGUGCAGCUGUAGGUUUAUUUUCUCUUUUCCUGGCACAGAUCUGGCGAGCUUAGGUUUGAGAUCUCCGUGCUUCUGCGAUCGAUAGGGAUCUUCCAGCUGGUCAAUAGGAGCAAAGCAAUAAAACACCAUGAAGGCGCUCAUCCUUGUUGGGGGAUUUGGCACCCGCCUCCGACCUUUGACACUCAGUUUCCCAAAGCCACUCGUUGAUUUUGCCAACAAACCAAUGAUCCUCCAUCAGAUCGAAGCUCUUAAGGAUGUCGGAGUAACCGAAGUCAUCUUGGCCAUCAACUAUCAACCUGAGGUUAUGAUUAGUUUUCUUAAGGAUUUUGAGGAUAAGCUGGGAAUUAAAAUCACAUGUUCACAAGAGACUGAACCACUCGGCACGGCUGGUCCCUUGGCUUUAGCAAGAGAUAAGCUAGCAGAUGGUUCCGGCGAGCCCUUCUUUGUCCUCAACAGUGAUGUUAUAAGUGAAUACCCAUUUGCUGAACUAAUUCGGUUCCACAGAUCGCAUGGUGGCGAGGCAACGAUAAUGGUUACCAAGGUUGAUGAGCCAUCCAAAUAUGGUGUGGUUGUUAUGGAUGACGAAAGCGGGAGGGUUGAUAGAUUCGUGGAGAAGCCAAAAAUUUUCGUAGGAAACAAGAUCAAUGCAGGGAUUUACUUGCUGAAUCCAUCCGUCUUAGAUCGUAUUGACCUGCAACCAACCUCCAUUGAAAAGGAAGUCUUUCCAAAAAUUGCAUCAGAGAAACUACUCUAUGCCAUGGUCUUACCAGGUUUCUGGAUGGACAUUGGGCAGCCGAAGGACUACAUCACAGGCCUACGUCUCUAUCUGGACUCUCUGCGGAAGAAAUCAUCGACAAAGUUAGCUACUGGUCCUCAUAUCAUAGGGAACGUUCUGAUCCAUGAGACUGCUGUGAUCGGACAGGGAUGCCUCAUUGGGCCAGAUGUUGCCAUUGGACCUGGGUGUGUGAUUGAGUCUGGAGUCAGGCUGUCAAGGUGCACGGUGAUGAGAGGUGUUCGCAUCAAGAAGCACACAUGCGUUUCCAGCAGUAUCAUCGGUUGGCACUCAACAGUAGGGCAGUGGGCACGGAUUGAAAACAUGACCAUCCUGGGAGAGGACGUCCACAUCUCCGACGAGGUAUACAGCAACGGAGGGGUUGUACUCCCACACAAAGAAAUCAAAUCCAGCAUCUUGAAGCCUGAGAUAGUCAUGUGACAAGGGAAGAGUGGCCUGCUUCUUGGUGUUGUUCAGCUCUAAUAUUGUUGUUUGAGUUUGUUGAUUUGUAGUGUCCCCCUCAGUUUUAAUGUCGAAUUGUAGAUAUAAUGGUAGUGUCGGUAGCAACAGAUCCCCUGGAUGUCUGUUGUUUUUUGGUUCGCCUCUGCAGUGUCUGUAAUCAAAUAAUGCAGUAAGUAAUCAAAUAAGGUAAUUAUCAUCAAA
Molecule: messenger RNA, 1579 nt
Organism: Zingiber officinale
Lineage: Eukaryota; Viridiplantae; Streptophyta; Magnoliopsida; Zingiberales; Zingiberaceae
Product: probable mannose-1-phosphate guanylyltransferase 1
Exons: 6
Coding region: 272-1357 (361 amino acids)
Biological process (GO): GDP-mannose biosynthetic process; cell wall mannoprotein biosynthetic process
Cellular component (GO): cytoplasm
Molecular function (GO): GTP binding; mannose-1-phosphate guanylyltransferase (GTP) activity
Source: RefSeq, a predicted model, not a curated record